Pundamilia nyererei is the source of this 1475-nucleotide messenger RNA. It is a transcript of the gene pdcd7, whose product is annotated as programmed cell death 7. Gene Ontology annotation, cellular component: U12-type spliceosomal complex. The record is from RefSeq and is a predicted model, not a curated record. Lineage: Eukaryota; Metazoa; Chordata; Actinopteri; Cichliformes; Cichlidae. The coding region runs from base 378 to 1460 and encodes 360 amino acids. The transcript is spliced from 2 exons.
UGAGCCACUAAAACCGAGAGAGGCCGACAGUGAUCACUGGCUUUUUAUGGACUAGUUCAGAUUAAAUACAACAAGAUACAAACAUGUUAAAAACACAACAGCCUUAAUAAACUCAGAGUAGUUUGGACCGGGAUGCAGGGUUCAAACGCCAUCAUUUAACAGCCUCGCACUUCCGGCCUGCGAAGGCCAAGUACGUCGAAGGAUGCGGCCCCUGAGUGGCUGAGUUCCACAUUUCCGCCUGUAGGUGGCGAUGAUGCAGCCGCAAGUUGGUUACCACACAAACAUCAAGAACUAAAGAAGAAAAUCGCCGCGUACUGUUCUGUUUCAGCGGUGUGGUUCCGAGUUUUCUUCAAGGAUACGGUGACUGUUACCGGGCCAUGGAUAGCUCGUACCGCUCAGACACUUCGGGCUAUAACAGCCGCUAUGUGCACUCGCAGUACAGUCACCCCGGGCUUCACGAAGCGCGGGAGCCGGACCUCACGGUUCCACCGUGGACGCCUCCGCCGGCUUACGACGCUCGUCCCUUCGGUGUGGGUUUCACGGGACCACCUUUUGCCCAGCCUUAUGGAUUUGACCCCUCUGUGCCCCCGCCUGGUUUCGGCUGCCCACCCCCCGGACACCUCCUGAACGUGCCACUCCCAAGCAUCCCCGGAGCCCCCCAGGAACUCCAAACACGGCCUCACGCUCCUCGCUGUGACCGUGAGCUAGCGUCAAAUCGCAGCCACACGGAGCACCGCGGCCCGGUAGCGACACGGGAUCCGGACGAUGAUGUGACCCGGCAGAGGAAGCAGGACACGAAAUGGGUCAGACAGUUCUUACAGGCCACAGGGAAGAAGAGCUGCGGGAGGCUACAGAGCCAGCACUCGCCGCAACUGAGCUCCAUCUCCUCCCUCAGACAGGCUCUGUACGGGGCAGCUCAGCUCAUUUCACGGCUGGAAGACCUUUGUCACACUCUGACUCACUCUCUGCACGGUGACGGUGAGUGGACGCGCUCAUACUUAAGGGCUUUAGGCAUCAAGGCAGAGCUGGCGGACAAAGCCAGACUUCUCGCCGACACCUCACGGUUAGGUGAGCUGAAGGCUCAAGUGUCCCGGGCUGCUUGCAGGAGGCUCCGCAGACUCAGAGCCAGGAGAGAAGCAAAGACGGAGGAGAAAGACGCGGAAGAGCGCAGGUCUCUCAAAGAGACCGCUGUAGACAAAUGGAGGAUGAAACUGAUGCAGGAAGUGGAGGAGAAGAAAAAGGAGAAGGAACUGAAGAUGGCUGCAGACUCUGUCCUUUGUGAAGUUAGGAAGAAGCAGGCGGAUGUGAAGAGGAUGCAGGACAUCCUGAGAUCCCUGGAGAAGCUGCGUAGGCUACGGAGAGAAGCGGUAUCCAAGAAAGGUGGGAGUAGGUGUUGUAUCGAGCUGGAUGCACUCUCAGAGUGGACUCUCCCCCUGUCUAUCAGGUUGCAGCAAACCUGAAUCUUUCUUAUUAAU